UUGUUUUGGAAAGCCGCGGUUUAGCGGUCGCCAUUAUUCUUCCUGGCUUGACGCUACGGAGAAUAACUUUAAAUUACUCUAUAACCAUAUAAUUUGUGCCAAUUUGCAAAAUUUCCAACAAUCACUUAUUACGUUAUCGAUUGAAAUGCACUAGGGACAAACGCCGAGUACAGAAAUGGAGAAACGUUCCGAUACAGCAGGUCUGGCGGGAGGCCUUCCUCUGUCCUCCCUCCGUUUGAUGGCCUCUCCUCUGCAGUUCACGUACUCUUUCAUAUGGCAGGUGUUGCGACAGCGAAACAUAAAGCAGUAUGGUAAAGUGGAGGAGUUUGUCACCAUGGUGACUCAGACUCUUCCUGACCUCAUGACUUCCAAGCAGACCGCUCAGCUCAUUCUAGGAAUCAGAGCAAGGAUCAUUCUGGAUUUGCUUCAGAAAGACGGCCCACCUGAUACACGAGCGAUUCAAAAUCUCAUCAACAAGUUAAAAGUCUCUCCUGCUUUAGGGAAGAACGCAGAAGUGGAGGAAUCUCAGACGAAUUUCAUGGUGCUUGUCCAGAACCUGCUAAAAAGCCCUGCUGAGAGGAGGCGCUUCUUCCAGGACGUGUUUCCUCUUCGGUAUGGCACAAAGUUCGACACAGCUCUGCAGACUCUAGCUGCAGGCCUGGUGUGUAAGCUGGAGCAACUCCUCCCUCCUCCAAACCUGUCCCAGCUUGGUGCCAUGAUCUCAAGUGAGUCCAGUGUCCUGGAUGCCUGUGUGAGUUUGAUCCCUGAACCCAGAGACCUCAGGGCUCUGCUCCUUCACCAGCAGGCCAAAGGACUCAUGGGUGGUAAAGCCACUAUCUCCACCUCAGUGGGGGACUGCGUCCUGUCUUCGCUGGCCUUCCGUCCCAAACCCGUGGAACCACCACCACUGCCGCCGCUGCCACCACAACCAAUAGAGUCUCCAAAACAACUGGAAGUCACCUUCACUACGACAACACCAACCUCCCUCAGCGACACUGAAGACUUGGGAGUGAUGUCAGACGACUCGGACCACGCCGAAGUCGCUGCGGAGGGGGCACAAACGCAGCUGCAACUGAGCAACGAAUCAGACAACAGCGCUGCUGCUGUGACCGCGGAAGUGCAGGACCAGGAGAAAAGUCUCGAACAAGAACCGGAACCUGAGACUCCACAAAAUCAAGCAGAUGGAUCAACGGCCCCGCUGGAGAAGCCGGAUCUGCAGCGUCUGCCCUUGAAGACGAUCCCCUUCAGGGUGGUUCAGGUGCCAGUCAAAACUGCCUCCGCUGCGCAGAACACGGGCAGUGCGGCAACUAAAGAUGGUCAAAAGUCCAACACUCAGAGAGUCACGCUGCAUCAGUGGGUGUCACACAUGGCCACCAACUCGCUCUCACUUCCGGCUUUGCCGCCACUUCCUCCGCCCAGUCUGAGUGGAGAUUUUAGCCUCAGGCCGAGGAUGAAGAGGAAAAAGCAGCUCCGGCCUCCGGCGGACCGCUUCUCCUGCAGCUUGUGUGACAAAACCUUCCCCUAUCACUCCAAGCUGGAAGACCACCAGCGCAUACACACGGGGGAGAAGCCUUUCAUGUGCACGGCGUGCAACAAAAGCUUCCGGACGCAGGCGUUCCUCAACACACACCUGAAGACUCACAGCGCGGUGCGCCCCUACGCCUGUGGUCAGUGCGGCAAGUGCUUUUCCAAAUUCCAGAGUCUGAACAAGCACAUGCUCGCCCACAGCGGCCAGAAGCCCUUCUACUGCAACAUCUGCAACAAGGGCUUCACACAGUCCACCUACUUCAGGAGACACAUGGAGUGUCACACCAGUCAGGUGACCUUCAUCUGCAAACACUGCAACAAAAGCUUCCCCACGGCUUUCAAGCUGUCCAACCACGAGCGCUGGCACACCAGAGAUCGCCCGCACAUGUGCGAGCGCUGUGGGAAAAGGUUCCUCGUCCCCAGCUUGCUGAAGAGGCACAUGGGCUACCACAUCGGCGACCGUCAGUACCUCUGCUCCCAGUGCGGGAAGACCUUCGUCUACCUGUCUGACCUGAAGAGGCACCAGCAGGAUCACCUGCCCAAACCUAAGAUCCCCUGCCCCGUGUGCCAGAAGAAGUUCUCCAGCAAGUACUGCCUGAGGGUCCACAUGAGGAUCCACACCAGGGAGAGACCCUACCAGUGCUCCAUCUGUGAGAAGACCUUCACUCAGGUGGGGAACCUGAAGGUGCACAUCCGCCUGCACACCAACGAGCGUCCUUUCAGCUGCGACGUGUGCGGCAAGACCUACAAGCUCUCGUCCCACCUGAACGUGCACAAGAGGACACACACCUGCAAGAAACCGUGGACGUGCGAGACGUGCGGGAAAGGCUUCACCGUACCCGGUCUGCUGAAGAAGCACGAGCAGUUACACACCAGGGACAACAACCCCGACUUCUCUGGCAAACGCAGACACAGGACCAAACACAAGAAGCUGUCACUCAAGAGGAAGUACGAGGAAGAAGAGGAGGGAAGUGAUGAUUAUUAAUCAAUCAGCGCGACGGCUUUUAUAACAGGAGGCUCUGAACUCUGAUGUUGCUGAUCAUGUUCUCCAACACAUCAGAACUGCUGCAUCUGCCCCGACUGUGGAACACCUCAAACCUUGCCACGCCUUUGUUGUGAUGUCAUCUGCAGUAGGCAAGUCAAACUUUUUAAACGUUGUUCAGUGACGGCCUUUAGGUCGCAGAGCUUUUCUUUCUUAUAAGCGCAACACAUUUCAUUGUAUUACAAUUAAGACUAAACAAAAUUUGAGCAGCGUCAGUUUAGGGAAAUGUCAUCGCUGUUCCUUAAAAAACUGCCCUUGAAAUUCAUCUCACGGGAGCUUUUUAAUCUUAACACAGGAUACGUUAGUGAAGCUCAACUUUAACUAAUCUCUCAAUGCCAGCAGCUGUCCAACUAUGUAUAUAAAAUAUCUGCACUGAAAGAUAUUGAUGUAGAAAUAGGCCCACGUCAGUUUUAUCGGCGCUAGCCGCUAAGACGGUAACUGCUCACUCUGCAGUUUGACGAAGUUGUCGAAGGCCUGUCCAAUCAGGAACUGCAUCGAGACAGUUUCUCAAAACUUCCCUGGAAAGGCGAUCCAGAAAAUGUACGUCAUAUUUUGCUAAGCAAAGUUAUCAAUGCCAAUCCCGUCAGUCUGUCAAUUCUUAACCUUUAAUCAGCAGCGAGAUCAAUAAAAAAAAAAAAGUUAAAAUAUGCUGUUCAGGAUGAAGCCCAUCGUUUGGCUGCUCUUUUUAGAGCAGAACAUUCACCAUCACAGCCUGACUUUACCUCCUGCUCUACUUACGUCCAUCGUGGUCCGUUUUUAUAUCACUGCUGUAUUUGCUGGAAUCGCAGCUGGUACAAUAUGAGAAAAAAAAAACACAAAGUAGCAUCAAAGCAAUUGAAUAAUUUUCUGGUCGUUUUUUAUUACGCAACAUUUUUCAUUUUCAUAGUCAAAAAGUGCACUGGUGUGGUUUUUUUAAAUCUUGUCAAUUCCCGCAGACGUGUAUAGUUAGACCCGGGCGUCGUCUGAACAAAAGUAUAAAUGCAUGAAACUGUUCCCGGUCUGUAAUCUAGUCGCUGUGUUUUGCUUAGAAAUAGUGUGUUUUCAUAGUUUCACCUUUGCUUUGUUGACAUAAAUGUGCUUGUAACCUUAAAAGUAUAUCCAUAACAGUUACUCUACUUUUGGUUUAGACUUAAAAACUCAGUUAUUUCACUUAUAUUUGUUUAUAUCUGUGUGUACAGAGACUGUGCUGCGGUUCAGAUCUGUACUUUUCCUUUUGUACUCCCCCAUGACCUCUGGGUCAUUGUGCUGUCGUCAGUAUGCAAUCGUUGUUUUACAGACAAAUAAACACUGCAAUUGCAUUGCAAACAA
Molecule: messenger RNA, 3877 nt
Organism: Cynoglossus semilaevis (tongue sole)
Lineage: Eukaryota; Metazoa; Chordata; Actinopteri; Pleuronectiformes; Cynoglossidae
Product: endothelial zinc finger protein induced by tumor necrosis factor alpha-like
Exons: 7
Coding region: 176-2512 (778 amino acids)
Biological process (GO): regulation of gene expression
Cellular component (GO): nucleus
Source: RefSeq, a predicted model, not a curated record